This is a messenger RNA of Mucor velutinosus, 765 nucleotides long. RefSeq lists its product as uncharacterized. The coding region runs from base 1 to 765 and encodes 254 amino acids. The transcript has 3 exons. The record is from RefSeq and is a predicted model, not a curated record. Gene Ontology annotation, molecular function: ADP-ribose pyrophosphatase activity; ADP-glucose pyrophosphatase activity. NCBI's taxonomy places the organism in Eukaryota, Fungi, Mucoromycota, Mucoromycetes, Mucorales, Mucoraceae. Gene Ontology annotation, biological process: ribose phosphate metabolic process; nucleoside phosphate metabolic process.
AUGUAUCCAACAGUUACUAUUGCCAACCAAGACAUUACUGUAAAAGGAUGCUCAACUACAGAUGAAUUUAAUCAAGUCAUGGCGUUCCAGCCUUUCAAAGACUGGCUCCAAGCAUUUGAGGAACAACAAAAGCAGAGAAAAAACGAAUUUGAUAUCAACUCGAUCGAUAUUCAGAGCAUCGACUAUUUUGGAUCUAAAAAAGUUGGAUUUGUCAAAUUUAAAGCAGACGUAUCGUUCAGGGACACUGGCAAGAACGCACCUGGCAUUGUGUUUAUGAGAGGAGGCGCUGUUUCCAUGUUGAUCAUCCUGAAAUCGCAAGGGCAAAAGGACAAGAUUCUACUGACCUUACAACCUCGUAUUCCUAUUCCACAUCUCAGCUUUCCUGAGCUGCCUGCGGGCAUGUUGGAUGGAUCAGGCAAUUUCUCAGGAACAGCGGCCAAGGAAAUCAAGGAAGAAACGGGGCUUGAGAUUAAAGAGGAUGAGUUGGUAGACAUGACAGACAUGGCGUAUGGAGAUAAAUGGAGAGGUGUUUAUCCCUCAGCAGGUGGAUCAGACGAGUUUUUGAGAUUGUUUGCCUGCAUCAAGCAUUUGGAGAAAUCACAAAUUGACGAAUUGGAAGGAAAACUGGCUGGGUUACGAGACCAAGGAGAAAGCAUCACUUUAAAACUGAUUUCUAUGGAGGACGCCUGGAAAGCGUCACCGGAUGCCAAGUUAUUGUCGAGUUUAGCGUUGUAUGAAGCUUUGAAAUCAAAGAUUACUACUUGA